AUGAGCAAGCGGAACUUUGCAGGCCUCACGUUCCUCCAUGGCCCUACCGUGAUCUACGCCGAAGAACCCAUCGCUUCCAACGACGCCAUCAGGCGCACGCUCUCCGCCGCAACCAUGACCUCCGCCUCGCCCGAGCACCGUCUCAACCAAAUCGUCAAAGGCGCACCCACCACCAACAUCUCCGCCUCGCCCAUACCUCCCCCCUUACAGUAUCUGGGCAAGCAGUCCUCCGACGCACAGCAGUCCUCGUUGGACCCCCAUCUCUCGACCCUCCCGUCGGCCCCGCCCCAGAUCUACCUGAACCUGUUGAUCCUCGAAUCCUCCCUCCGAGCACAGUACCUCCACCUGGUCUCGCGGCGGCGUCUGAACACCUUCUUCCUCCUCCUUCUAGCAGCGUGGAACGGGCUCUUCUUCUAUGCGCUAUUCCUGCGCCCAAGAGAAGAUGGCACCGGCUUGGGCGGCUCGGUUUACUGGGUGAUCGAGACGGGCGAGAAACUCGCCCUGAUGGGAGGCGUCGUGACCGUCCUCCUCGUCUGGGGCACAGGACAAUGGGAGCGGGGCAUCCGAUGGCCGCGGAAAUGGCUAGGCACCACGAACCGCGGGCUCCGCACCUUCAACCUCCGCGUGGUCAUCACCAAGAAACGCUUCGUCCGCGAAAUGCUCGGCCACCUGAGUUUCCUGCUGCCGUUCGGCCUCUGGCGCGAAGCCGGCGGCAGCGACUGGCACCUCGUGGAGCACGAGAUGGGUAUCAUCGUCGAAGAAGACCUCGCCAAGGGCGGCGACGGCAUCAUGCUCCUCCUCCUCCCCAAGUCCUUCUCCCCGGAGUUCCGCGAGAACUGGGAGGAAUACCGCACCGAGUACUGGGACAAGGAGAACGAGCGGCGCGCGGGCCUCCGUCGCAAAUUGCACACCCAGAGACGCACCAAGGCGAAAGAAGCGGGCGGGUGGAAGUGGUGGACGGGCGCCUGGCGUCUGCAGUCGACACGGCACAACCACCAGCGCAAGCACCAGGAUCUGGAGAAACAUCCGCUCGGCCACCAUUUACACGGCUCGUCGCAUCGCGCGUCUCUCUCGGAGAAGCACAACCACACGCGCAGCCUCAGCCGCCAGUCGUCCCGCUCGUCGACGCCCCAUCUCGAGUUCGACGGCACGACGGAACGUCCGCUCUCCGAGCGCAUGCGCCGCGGAAGUAGUGUUUCCAGCACCGCGAGCGUGAGGCGGAAACCCACACGCGACAGGAAGGACGGCACCCCAACGGGAUCCCCGCUCUUGAGUCCCUUGACCAGCACGAGCUUGAGCAUGAGCGGUACCGCCGAGGACGAACGGGAAGAGCGGAGAAAACGGCGGAAAGAAAGAGAGGCGGCCAAGAAGGAGCGGCAGGUACAGGCGGAAGGUCAGAUAAGAGAAGGGGAACCAGGUGCUCAUCGUCACCACCAAGCUGACCAUCAGCAUCAGCACAAGGGAAAGAGCAAAAGCAAGAGCAAACUGAAAGAGCAUCUCGAAGAAGGGACAGACGAGACAGAGUCCAACCAGGCCCAGGCCACCGCAGCGGGAUAUGACGCUGGGGAGAGCAGCGUGCCGACCACGCCGAUGAAUAAUGGUCAUGGCCCCGAACGCGAGGCCUUUUCUCUCGAUGUAGCUUCACCCGCGGCGUACGAGGACGGGACCAUCAAGGCUGAGCUUUGA
This is a messenger RNA of Cladophialophora yegresii CBS 114405, 1686 nucleotides long. RefSeq lists its product as uncharacterized. Gene Ontology annotation, biological process: nuclear envelope organization. NCBI's taxonomy places the organism in Eukaryota, Fungi, Ascomycota, Eurotiomycetes, Chaetothyriales, Herpotrichiellaceae. Bases 1 to 1686 code for a protein of 561 amino acids. The record is from RefSeq and is a predicted model, not a curated record. Gene Ontology annotation, cellular component: Nem1-Spo7 phosphatase complex. Gene Ontology annotation, molecular function: protein phosphatase regulator activity; phosphoprotein phosphatase activity. The transcript has a single exon.